Ciona intestinalis (vase tunicate) is the source of this 1341-nucleotide messenger RNA. RefSeq names its product dehydrogenase/reductase SDR family member 13-like. NCBI's taxonomy places the organism in Eukaryota, Metazoa, Chordata, Ascidiacea, Phlebobranchia, Cionidae. The record is from RefSeq and is a predicted model, not a curated record.
UUAUAGGUGAUCAUGGUUUCUUUUGUAGUUGUUUACCCUGCUGUAAUAUUUGUUGGCAUACUGAGUUAUGCUUGGUGGGGUAAUAAAUACAAGCGAAGCAUCUGCAAGUCGAAGGCUUCUUUGAAAGGGAAAACUGCUCUUAUUACUGGAGGAAACUCGGGUAUUGGAAAAGCAACAGCAAUUGAGUUGGCGAAGCGUGAUGCACGAGUAAUUAUUGCUUGCAGAAAUAAAGCAAAGGCCGAAGCAGCCGUGUUUGAUAUUCGAAAAGAGUCUGGCAACCCUGAAGUUCUUUACAGGAUUGUGGAUUUCAUGGAAUUUAGCUCUGUGAAGUCAUUUGCAGAGAACUUUUGUAAAGAUGAACCACACCUUGAUAUUUUGGUUCACAAUGCUGCUGUGUUUGGUACUGGAGAGAAAUAUGGAUAUUCUGCUAUGGUUGUAACCAACGUUUUUGGACCGUUUAUUAUGAUGCAUUAUUUAAUGAGGAAGAUGCUGCAACAAGCUGAAACAAGACCUGUUCGAAUUGUUGUAGUUGGUUCUGAUGCUUAUAUGUUUGAGACCUUCACCAAAGACAAAUUAGGACAAAUACCGGACAAGACUUCGUCAUCUAAAACUGUUUUUAAAAUGUACGGACUUAGUAAAUUGUGCAGUUUGUACCAUUUUCUUGCCUUGACCAAGAAACUACAGGGCAAAAACAUAUCUACAUUCUGUGUUCAUCCAGGAACAGUAAAUACAGGAUUGGGUAAUGGGUUUUCACAUGAAACAUCAUAUGGUCCAUGGCUUAGAAGAAUAAUUAUGGGUCUGUUUGCAACUGAUCCUUACUUUGGCUGCCAGACAGCAGUUGAAUGUGCUGUUGCUGAAGGGAUGGAACAUAGAAGUGGAAAAUAUUGGAGCUAUUUCAAAGAGCAAGAGUUAAAACCACAUGCACUUGAUCAAGACCUGGAGAAAGAACUUUGGGAAGAAUGUGAAAAGAUCACUGAAUGCAAAUGGGAGUUUACAUAAAUUAAAAAAAAACAAUCAACAUUUUUCACAUUGUAUAAUUAUUGUAAAUUUUGAUUAACUGGUAUCAUUUUAUUGCUUUUUUGCAAUGAAUUAUUUUUUUUAAUUGUUUUUCACAUGUCAACACUGCACCCAUAUUACUGUAAAUUUGGUGGUGUCUAAAUUAAGUAUAAACUCAAUUAGAUCUUAACAGCUAUAAUAAAUAUAGACUACUUUAAAAUUUAGGUGUCAAAUAAAAAUUUAAAUGUGGAAGGAAUAAUUACUAAUUAACUUUGCAUGUUGUUUGAAGGUUUAUUUAUGAAACUAUGUAGCAAAUGAUUUUUUUUUAAAUUCACUGUUUUUGUU